CUUUGACCUUUGCCAUGCCGCAUGCCUGACAUUCCAAGACAUUGUAUUUCUGCUUUCUCCCUUAUUAAACUCUCUUAUCCACUGUAUCUAACUCACAGAGAAGACAAAAACACAGAGGUGAGGCACUAUUAUAAGCAAAGUGGGAAACACAUUCUGUAAGAGGCAACAGGCAGCAUGUCCGAAGGAAGGUUAAAGACGUACAAGAACAAGGGAAGGAGCCUCACGGAUAUGAGACAGCGGAGAUCAGAGGUCACUGUAGAACUGAGAAAAAAUCGUAAAGAUGAGGAACUGCUAAAGAGACGAAAUAUAGAAAUACCAGAAGAUGACGAUGAGUCAUCGGCACACUUGCCCACUUUGAGCAGUUGUUCACCCGAAACUCUGAGAGCAUUAGUCGAGAAAGCCCAAAGUGCUGACCAGCCAGAGCAGUUUGAUGCAGUACAGUUAGUGAGAAAAAUUCUCUCGAAAGACAAGAAUCCCCCUAUCGACAUGCUCAUUAAUUCAGGGGUUGUUCCAGUCCUGGUCAGCUGUCUUGAAAGCCCUGUGCUCCAGUUUGAAGCAGCAUGGGCACUCACCAACAUAGCCUCUGGCAACAAGGAGCAAACUCGAACUGUCGUGAAACACGGUGCCGUCCCUCUCCUCAUCAAACUACUGCACUCCUCUCAACCCCAUGUCUGUGAGCAGGCCGUCUGGGCUCUAGGGAAUAUCACAGGGGAUGGUGCCUCCUGUAGAGACUAUGUCAUCUCUGAGGGAAUUAUUGAGCCUCUUCUGUCAUUUGUUCAUGCCAACACUGCAAUACCUUUCCUUCGAAACGUGGCCUGGACACUGUCCAAUUUGUGCAGAAACAAAAACCCACCUCCACCAUUUGAGUCUGUCUGCAAGACCCUGCCUGCCCUGGUGCAUCUAGUGCAGCAUGAAGACCUAGCUGUCAAGGUGGAUGCGUGCUGGGCACUCUCCUUCCUGGCUGAGGGAAAAGACAGACAAAUCCAGGUUGUUGUGGAGUCUCAAGUGAUUCCACAUUUAGUACCUCUGCUGGCGCACAGUGAGGGGAGAGUUGUCAUGCCUGCCCUCCGAACACUUGGUAACAUUGUGACAGGCAACGAUGAGCAAACACAAGCGGUAUUGGACGGAGGAAUACUGCUCCACCUACUCAAUCUUAUGGGCCACACUCGACCUGGAAUUGUUAGGGAAGCUGUGUGGACGGUGUCCAACAUAGUGGCUGGAAACAGAUAUCAAGUUCAAAUGGUGAUUGACGCGAAUCUGGUCCCAAGCAUUAUCUACCUGUUAGGCAAUGGAGAGUUCAGAACACAGAAAGAGGCAGCAUGGGCUGUCAGUAACUUCACAGUGGGCGGAACUCCAGAGCAGGUCAACUACCUAGUGUCGCAGUUAGCCAUACCUCCUAUGUGCAAUCUCUUGGACUGUAAGGACACAACAUGUGUCCAUGUGAUUCUGGAUGGUCUGGCCAACAUGCUUAAAAUGGCUGGCCCUGACGUGGACUUUAUAGCCACUGCUAUUGAAGAGGCUGGGGGACUCACUAAAAUUGAGGCUUUGCAACACCACAAGAACGUGGAUGUGUACAAACUUGCCUACUCAAUCAUUGACAAAUACUUCAGUACAGAUGAUAUUGAGGACUCAUCACUGCUACCAUCGGAGGGCCCCCAGGCGUUUCAAUUUGGCCCCUCGGAUGCACCAGAGGGAGGAUACCAGUUCUGAUAAGACUGUCGAUCCUACAAUCAGAGUAGAUACGGAAGUUGUAAACUUUUCCUGCAUGUAUUAUGAGUUGUGCCUAUCAGUUCCGUUCUGAUGUAUCCCACUUGCCAAAUAUAAACACUCUCGAUGCUUUUUUUUUUUGAUCAUGUGUUUUAUUACUGGGCUCUAUAGCUUUGGCCCAGACUCUUUAUGUGCAUUUUGUAUUACUUGUCACUAAUAUUAUUUAUGUAUGUAUGUAUGUAUGUAUGGUGUUGUACACACAAUGUGAAUCACUACUGUGGCUAUUGUGUAACUGAGAUUGAUGUUUUAGACAUGAAAGCUAUUUUCACAG
Messenger RNA from Halichondria panicea, 2038 nucleotides. RefSeq names its product importin subunit alpha-3-like. The transcript has 17 exons. Lineage: Eukaryota; Metazoa; Porifera; Demospongiae; Suberitida; Halichondriidae. Bases 175 to 1710 code for a protein of 511 amino acids. Gene Ontology annotation, cellular component: nucleus; cytoplasm. The record is from RefSeq and is a predicted model, not a curated record. Gene Ontology annotation, molecular function: nuclear import signal receptor activity; protein binding. Gene Ontology annotation, biological process: NLS-bearing protein import into nucleus.